Molecule: messenger RNA, 1324 nt
Organism: Pelagomonas calceolata
Lineage: Eukaryota; Pelagophyceae; Pelagomonadales; Pelagomonadaceae
Source: the annotation of a GenBank genome assembly
GAGCCAAGCUUGCUUGGUAGCUAUUACGAGCCCUCCCCCGAUACAGAGUUGCCAAAACUCUGGCCUUUCGAGAGCGGGGUUCACGCAACCUAGACUUGGCAAGCCUGCGAGUCGACAGGAAGGGCCCAGCCAACCAAAGCUAGGCGCUGCAGCCAGAGCUCUGCUGCGCGGCGACGCGAGGCGCGCAAAGUCGCGGAGGAGUAGCUCGAGAUCGAGGCCAUUAGCAGAUGCCGAAGAUAGAUGCGUUUACGUUCGACGCCGAUGAGGUCUUAGAGUUCGCCCGGGAACACCGCAUCAGCAGCAUCAUCUUCAUCGGCCUCACAUUAGUACUACUGGAGUGGGUAAAAGCUAAAUUCAGCCCGGCCCGCGACCUCGCGCAGCAAGCGCGCAUGAAAAGGAUGUUCAAGAAGGGCGCCAUCAAAACUAAGAAACGAUGAUCAUCGCACUGCUCACGACGGCGGCGGCGGUGCAAACACUGCGCAAACCGCCCACGCUACGGUCCCCAUCGCCAAAGUGGCCGCCGCCCGACGCCGAUCCACAAGCGAAGUGGUACGCAUCGGACGCGGGCCCGCUAGGGAGGCUGGUCGACCUCGCAUGCGAGAGCGCCUUCCGCAGGUCCCUCGCGAGGGAAGCGGGCGGCGACGACAACACGCCGGGCUUCGAGGGCAUCAUCAACCUCGCCCAGAAAUUGGUCGCAGUGGAACCUAGAAGCGCCGCCGCGACGCGCGUGCGAGCUAGAGGCGUGCUGCGGGGCCUGUUCCCGGACUGGCCUCCGACGUUGCCAAGUGUCGAGCAGCCCGGCCUGCUGUGGUGGUUCACUCAGUUAUUUGCGAAGCCAUUCCCCGAAUUCUCCGCAAAGCUCAACGCGAAGGUGACGUGGGCCGCCGGCGGCUGGCUGAUGGGCCCUCUUGAAUUAAGGGAUCUCGAGGAAACGCCGGAGGUGGGUGAUGGCGCGAAUCAAUUAGUCUACGUCAAACGGUGCCGCUUCCUCGAGCAGUCGGGCUGCGCGUCGGUCUGCGUGAACGCGUGCAAGUUCCCGACCCAAGAUUUGUUUAAUGGCGACAUGGGCGUGCCCAUGCGCAUCGAGCCGGACUACGAGACGCUUUCCUGUAGUUUCAAGUUCGGCCUCGCGCCGUCGGUGGACGACGAGAUCGACGCGCUGGCGACGCCGUGCUUCUCCGCCUGCCCGUCGGGCGGCGCGCUGCGCGCGGAGCACCAGCAGUGCCCAGAUGUCGCGGAUACCAGCACGUCGCUGUUCCUCGAGCAGCUGACCGACGAGCAACGCGGGCUCGUUAUUGAAAGAUUACAUAGUAGCUUAUACACA